Molecule: messenger RNA, 1351 nt
Organism: Fukomys damarensis (Damara mole-rat)
Lineage: Eukaryota; Metazoa; Chordata; Mammalia; Rodentia; Bathyergidae
Gene: Ifitm10
Product: interferon induced transmembrane protein 10
Exons: 4
Coding region: 1-903 (300 amino acids)
Cellular component (GO): plasma membrane
Source: RefSeq, a predicted model, not a curated record
AUGGGCUUGGUGACUGCCCAGUUUGUGCAUCCCAGGAGCCCCUGCCCUGCAACAGACUGUCUUCCUCUGGAAACUGGCCCACCCGAGAUCCCUCUGUUCAGCCUGGCUCUGCGGCUUACACUCAUCCUCGUACCCCAGCCUCUGUACAAGCCUGACAGCGGGGGGCGGCGGAGCCUGGGCUCAGACCCCUGUGCGCCGAACGCAGGGUGGCGCGGGGCGCGGACGCCUCUUUGGAGAAGUGUUCGUUUCGGAGUCUGUGCGUCCGUUUCGGAGUCUGUGCGUCCGUUUGUGGCACUGGGGCCCAGGGCCCCUGGCCAGUGCCCAGCCCCGCUGGGAGCCCCGGCCAGCACCACGGACGGCACCCAAGAAGCCCGUGUCCCCCUGGACGGGGCCUUCUGGAUCCCGCGGCCCCCAACAGGUUCGCCCAAGGGCUGCUUUGCCUGCGUGUCCAAGCCCCCCGCCUUGCAGGCUCAAGCGGCCCCUGCCCCUGAGCCCUCAGCGUCACCCCCCAUGGCUCCUACCUUAUUCCCCAUGGAGUCCAAGAGCAGCAAGACCGACAGUGCGCGGGCGGCUGGUGCCACACAGGCUUGUAAGCACUUAGCGGAGAAGAAGACCAUGACAAACCCCACAACAGUCAUCGAAGUCUACCCAGACACCACCGAGGUGAACGACUACUAUCUGUGGUCUAUCUUCAACUUCGUCUACCUCAACUUCUGCUGCCUGGGCUUUAUCGCGUUGGCCUACUCCCUCAAAGUUCGGGACAAGAAGCUCCUCAAUGACCUGAAUGGGGCAGUGGAGGACGCCAAAACGGCCCGUCUGUUCAACAUCACCAGUUCGGCUCUGGCGGCCUCCUGCAUCAUCCUGGUCUUCAUCUUCCUGCGGUACCCACUCACUGACUACUGACCCCACAGGCACCAGGGCCAUGAGGAUGAAGCACUGAGACUUGCUUAAUUUUGUGGUCACUGAGAUGCAGGAUGCCCUGAGGCUGGGGCACAUUGAGGCUCCUGUCUGGGCCUCAGAAGCUGUGUGUGACUCAGAGCAAGGCCUUCAAAGCUGAACACCCAAGGAGCAGAGAGCUCCAUCUAGCCCCCAUCUGCCUCCUGGCCCACACCCUGCCUGUCUCUGAGUCCCAGCUUCUUCCCUGCUGCUGCCCCAGCUUCCAUGUGCCCUGCCCAAGUUCCGGGGCCCGCAGAUCCCAUAACCAGCAAGAAGGGCUUAUGUGGGAGCUCCCAGGAUGAGGGGCUGCCAGCACCUGGGGCUCACUCUGUCCUGACCCUGCCUCCUCCAAACUGUGACCUGCUCAGAGCACUUGUAUCUGUGAACUUUCAAUAAAAUAGCUACUCGGCACCUG